Messenger RNA from Naegleria fowleri, 534 nucleotides. RefSeq lists its product as uncharacterized. The coding region runs from base 1 to 534 and encodes 177 amino acids. The transcript has a single exon. Lineage: Eukaryota; Heterolobosea; Eutetramitea; Acrasida; Naegleriidae. The record is from RefSeq and is a predicted model, not a curated record.
AUGACCUUGCUUCUUAUCAAUGAUUCUUCAUCAUCAUCACUCUCACCAGAAGAACAAAAAUCGAGUGAAUUUGUUCAUUUGAUCAUCUCCUCCCCUUCAUCCUUCUGUGCAGCCUCUUCAAAGAAAUCGUCCUCCUCUUCCGACAUGUUGGCCAACGUGCAAACGAGUGCCCAUAACAAUGAAUGUGUGGCCAACAAUGGUCAUCAUCAACCAGCACCUGCCACCAAGACGAAAUCACGUCCAUUGUCCAUGUCAGUGUGUAAAGAAGGCCUCUCCAAGCUGUGGAAAAAAGAGACUUCCAGCCAUGGCAACAUUAAAUCUGCGUCAACACCUGCAUCCAUCAACAGUGACGCUUCAGAAACGAGUGAUACAAACAAGAAGAAAACAACAACGAAACAAAAUAAUAAGAAUCGACAUUCAUUCUCACCUGCGAAUGGCUCGUUGAGGGGAAAGCACCCUGCCACGAGAGAUGUAAAUACCACUCAGAAGAAUGAGGAACAAGCUCCUCCCACAAAAAAGAAAAAGUUUCUUUGA